AUGCUCCGGCAUACUCUGGCUCGUUCGGCUUGGCGGACUGGCCGGCAGGCCGCCAAUGCCUCGCGCACCUUUGCCUCCACCACCCAGCGAAAUGCCGAAGUCGAGCUCACAAUUGAUGGCAAGAAGGUUUCGAUAGAAGCUGGUUCUGCUCUCAUCCAAGCCUGCGAAAAGGCUGGUGUGACCAUUCCUAGAUACUGUUACCAUGAGAAGCUCAUGAUUGCCGGAAACUGCCGUAUGUGCUUGGUCGAAGUCGAGAAGGCCCCGAAGCCCGUUGCGUCGUGUGCCUGGCCCGUCCAGCCUGGCAUGGUCGUCAAGACCAACUCGCCUCUCACCCACAAGGCUCGCGAGGGUGUCAUGGAGUUCCUUCUGGCCAACCACCCCCUCGACUGCCCCGUCUGCGACCAGGGCGGCGAGUGUGAUCUCCAGGACCAGUCUAUGCGAUACGGCGGCGACAGGGGCCGCUUCCACGAGAUUGGCGGCAAGCGUGCUGUCGAGGACAAGAACAUUGGCCCUCUCAUCAAGACGUCCAUGAACAGGUGCAUUCACUGCACGCGUUGCGUCCGAUUCGCCAACGACAUCGCCGGUGCUCCCGAGCUUGGCUCGAUCGGCCGUGGCAACGAUCUGCAGAUUGGUACCUACCUCGAGCAGAGCCUGAACACCGAACUGUCCGGCAACGUGAUCGACCUGUGCCCCGUCGGUGCCCUGACUUCCAAGCCUUACGCUUUCCGCGCGAGGCCGUGGGAGCUGAAGCACUCCGAGUCCAUCGACGUUCUCGAUGCUCUCGGUUCCAACAUUCGCGUUGACUCUAGGGGACUGGAGGUCAUGCGUAUCCUGCCUAGGCUCAACGACGACGUCAACGAGGAGUGGAUCAACGACAAGACCCGAUUCGCCUGCGACGGCCUUAAGACCCAGCGACUCACCAUGCCCCUCGUCCGCCGCAACGGCAAGUUCGAGCCCGCCGACUGGGAGCAGGCCCUCACCGAGAUUGGCCGCGCCUACCAGACCCUCCAGCCCAAGGCCAACGAGUUCAAGGCCAUUGCCGGUGAGCUGACCGAGGUCGAGUCCCUCGUUGUCAUGAAGGACCUGGCCAACAAGCUCGGCUCCGACAACCUCGCCCUUGACAUGCCUUCCGGCAGCCAGCCCAUCUCCCACGGUGUCGACGUUCGCUCCAACUACCUCUUCAACUCGCAAAUUGCCGGUAUCGAGGUGGCUGACGCCAUCCUCAUUGUCGGCAGCAACCCCAGGCACGAGGCCGCUGUCCUGAACGCCCGCAUCAGGAAGCAGUGGCUGCGCUCCGACCUCGAGAUUGGCGUUGUUGGCGAGACGUGGGACUCGACUUUCGAGUUUGAGCACCUCGGAACCGACCACGCCGCCCUGAAGAAGGCUCUCGCCGGCCCCUUCGGCAAGAAGCUCCAGGCUGCCAAGAACCCCAUGAUCAUCGUCGGCUCUGGCGUCACCGACCACGCUGAUGCUAAGGCCUUCUACGAGACCGUCGGUACCUUUGUCGACAAGAACGCCGCCAACUUCAUCACCCCCGAGUGGAACGGCUACAACGUUCUGCAGCGUGCCGCCUCGAGGGCUGGUGCCUUCGAGGUUGGUUUCGUCACCCCCUCGGCCGAGGUUGCGGCGACCAAGCCCAAGUUCGUCUGGCUCCUUGGUGCCGAUGAGUUCGACGCUGCCGACAUUCCCAAGGACGCCUUUGUCGUGUACCAGGGCCACCACGGUGACCGCGGUGCCGAGAUUGCCGAUAUUGUUCUGCCCGGCGCCGCCUACACCGAGAAGGCUGGCACCUACAUCAACACCGAGGGCCGUGUUCAGAUGACCCGUGCCGCCACGUCGCUCCCCGGUGCCUCCAGGACAGACUGGAAGAUCCUCCGUGCCGCCUCUGAGUUCCUCGGCGUCCCCCUGACGUAUGACGACGUGUCCCAGGUCCGUGACCGCAUGGCCGAGAUCAGCCCUGCGCUGGCCGCCUAUGAUGUCGUGGAGCCCGUCUCCCUGCAGCAGCUCAGCAAGGUGCAGCUGGUGGACCAGAACAAGGGCGCCAAGCCCACCGGUGCCCCUCUCAAGAAGGUCAUCGACAACUUUUACUUCACAGACGUCAUCUCGAGGAGCUCACCAACGAUGGCCCGUGUUUCGGCUUCCAAGGCCACCGGCGACCCGAGGACCAACUUUAUGGCGCCCGGCAUGGAGGAGGACAGGCCGAUGGGCCAGGUUGCGUACGGAGCGUAA
This is a messenger RNA of Verticillium nonalfalfae, 2229 nucleotides long. RefSeq names its product NADH dehydrogenase (ubiquinone) 78K chain precursor, 5-prime end (gene NUO78). Gene Ontology annotation, molecular function: NADH dehydrogenase (ubiquinone) activity; iron-sulfur cluster binding. The transcript is spliced from 6 exons. Gene Ontology annotation, cellular component: membrane. Bases 1 to 2229 code for a protein of 742 amino acids. Gene Ontology annotation, biological process: ATP synthesis coupled electron transport. The record is from RefSeq and is a predicted model, not a curated record. Lineage: Eukaryota; Fungi; Ascomycota; Sordariomycetes; Glomerellales; Plectosphaerellaceae.